CUCAUUAAAAUUUAUAGAAUAGUUAAAAAUAGGGGAAGUUCACUCCGUGGCUUAAAAAUGGUUGCAUUUAACAGGGCAGAGCUGAUUUUCUCUGAAAUGGCAGCUGCAAAUGAGAUCUUGAAGCGUGCAGAGGACGAGAGUGCGAACUUCUCCGCGUUCCUGCCGGAACGCAAGAAAAUCAGGAAAGGAGUGAUUACCGAUUGGGAAGAGUCGGUGGCUGAUCUGGAGGAGGCGCUGGUACCAGGCCAGCCCGAGUGUACAUUCGAGAGGCUGAAGAAGAAAAUUUCAAAGGAUGGGAAAAUUGAAUGGGUGGAUGGCAUGGCAAUUCGGGCCAUUUUUAAGGGGGACCAACUCCCCAAGGAGCUCUGGAUAGGGCAGGGACAUGUGAGCGUGAGGGUGUUCCCCUUUGUCGAAGCCGUAAAGCAGUGUCAUAGAUGCUUUGCUUUCGGACAUGUACAGAUGCAAUAUAGGAACAAGUUUAGGAGGUGUUUGAAAUGUCUUGAAAAUGAACAUGGACCGUGCGAUAAACCAGUGAAGUGCUUGAACUGUGGGGGUGAUCAUACCAGUUUAUCAAAAGCAUGCUGGAAGUUCCAGCGAGAGAAAGCAGUGAAGAAGGUCAUGGCGUACCGGAACGUUGCUUACGCCACCGCCAGGGAUUUUGUUUCAAAACAGAUGGGAGACAAUGGAAUCUUGUACGACGAUGAUGAUAGAAUCGAAGGAUUAAGGGACUUCCCGGCCCUCUUUAACAGGAAUAGGGCUAGGAUUAGGGUACCUGAGUUUUGGGAGAAAUUAGAAGUGUCUCUGGGUGAAGAACUGCAAUCCAUCCGGGAAGCAAGAGGAUCCUUACCCCAGGCAGAACCACAGCAAAGGGGUUGGGAAAGCUUUGUGAGCUCGAGAAAGGAUGGGAGCGGCCCGUCAGGUGGGAGAGGCCGUGGAAGACUGAAUUUGAUUGUUGAGAAUGACCCGAUUAAGACUAGGGAAGGCUUAGUGAGGAGGAAGUUGAUUGAGAUGGAACACCCGGAAGAGGGUGAGGUGGAAUACACCUUCGGCUAUGGUGAACUCGAAGAGUCGGCUAUAAAGAAGGUUAGUAAAAUGGAACAAAGGGCGAACAGGCACCUCAUCGAUCAAUUGAGGAAAAGGAGGGAGGAAGAGUUCCUCUCCGAGCUGUUGAGCCUGAUCGCUGAUAGGGGAUUCGAGCAAGAGGUGGAGAAACAUCUAAGGAGGAAGAAGUAUGGAAGGACUCAGACGGAAGAAGAGGAAUUUGAGGCUUGGAACACCCCGCAACGUCCUGAAUGGAACGUGCCGAUUCCUCCAAAGAUCCAGGCUAAAAUUGAUAGAAAAAAGGCGCUGCAUGCGGCAAAGGAAGCGGAGAAAAAGCGGGCGCAGGAAGAAUGGGAAAAUAGUUUGCCGGGCCCGUCCUAUGCGAGGUGGGAAAGGGAAAGGGAGCAGGAAGAAGCUGUAAGGGAAGAGGAACGCAACCGUUUAAGACUUCAAGCAAUUAAGAAUGGCCCUUAUGGGCACAUUUUCCGGCAGAACGAAGAAGAUGCUUCUAAUAAAAAAGACUAA
Osmia lignaria (orchard mason bee) is the source of this 1566-nucleotide messenger RNA. Lineage: Eukaryota; Metazoa; Arthropoda; Insecta; Hymenoptera; Megachilidae. The record is from RefSeq and is a predicted model, not a curated record.